CCACUGUUGUAUGUAAAUAUCGUUUAACGUGAAAGAUAUGGCGGAAUGUAAAUUUCAUUUUAAUGAAGACGUUAAUAAAAUAAAACGGUCUUGAUGCAGGACAUAUUGAUGGCAAAGAUAGCAAAUGGACAUACAGAGUAUACAGACAUUGAGAACCGUGAUUUGUGACAGAGGGGAUAUCGAAUGCUGUAAUCGCAUGCUAUGACAAAUCUCAUGAAUGAUUUGCGGCAAUCUGCCGACAGAAUCUGCCCGCGUUGGAAUCUGUCCAAAAUUGAUGGUGCGUUCUCGCCGAAAAUGUAAUGCGUGCGUUCGCGCAACGGACGACGAGUGCUAGGCGUAUCCCGUAUAUCAACCAGCGAGACAUGAUUUAAUGUUUAUGAAGAUAAUGUGUGUGCACGACGACGAAAGAGGGAAUAAUUGGCCAGAUGAAAAUAACCGUGGAAACAUCAUGCGUGGAAAUAGGAACGUUAUUUCGCAAUUGCUCAACGAUGCAGUUGUUAAACUGCAUCGUAGAAUAGAAUUUUUUAACGGAACGAUCCAAAUCGCACAGUUGUAUAUUUUAUAAUUGCAAAAAUAAACCCUUUGCCAUUGCAAUUAUAUCUUAUUAUAAUGAUAGGUUACGUUAUCUUAGAAAACAUUAUGACAGAUGAAUUAACCUACGUUUUGACGAACAGAUUAAAUUCGCGGCACAAUAAAAAAUUUAGAGGAUAUCAUUAAAUCUUUAGUCGGACGAUCGGGAGGCGCAUGGAGAACAAAAACAACUCUGAUAAGGAUCUGCCGAAGCGUACUACCGAUCAAAAAAAUGCAACAGAAGCGGAACGUCGCUUUCUCGCUGAAUCGAAGAUUCUUAUAAUCGAAGCCACGUCGAAAGAAGAAGGAGAAGACAAAGAAGAAGAAGAAGAAGAGAGAUCAUCGAUAAAAGGAACGAAUUUUUUUCGAAAAGAAGCAAUGAAGGAGAAUAAUGGAAUGUUAAAAGGGACGACCGCGUCAGAAUCCUUUUCCAGAAGAAUCGACAACACCGAGAGAUCAGUUCAAGAACGCAAGAGAGAUACUGUUACGAAAAUAACCAUUGCCGAGCAGUUUAAUGAGACGCGGUCGCUCCCAGGAGAAUUCUCGUCCGACGGAUCAAAACGCGAGAUUAAUAAUCCAAGAAAAAUGGGAGAUAUGGCGACGGCCGACAGACACCGAUGUCAACGUCCUCUCCGCGACAUAAUUGGCAAACGAGAGCAGCGUAGAGAAGAGCUGGAAAAGGUGGAGGGUGAUUUACGACAACGUCUCGAUAUGCUCGAGUGUUCGAUGCCGGCGGUGAUGGUAUGGAAUACCUGGCGAAUGUCGCAAGGCGCACCCGCCUGCAGGAUCAAACAUAUUCUGGAGAAACAAUUUAAAGACACGGGAGAACUCUCUUGUCGCAGCACACCGAGCUGCCAUUACGAUUGCAGAGUACGAGAAGUCGAGGCUGAAAGAAAACUGGCGUUGAAAAAGGUGGAGGAAGCGCGAACUCUCUGGUCGGAGAAACUCGCGACGUUGGAGGAAAGAGAAAGAAAACUCGGCGAAGCCAGAAAAAUUCAAGAGGAGCAAAGAAACGCGAUAGAACGGUUAAACGAGGAAAGUAGAGUGCUGCGGGAGACGAGGGAAAAGAAACCAAUGGAAAUGGAGGAAUUGUGCCAGUGCGGCGACACGCAAUGUAAGCAGAGACACCUCAGCAGAGUCUCCAGCGUGACGUCGGUCGAGUCCGGGGACAUUAAAUGCCUGGAGAAGCUGCAACGAUUAGCGGAGGAGGAGGUGAUAACGAAGCGGGAAAUAGCCGAGUUGGAGCGCCGCGAGGAAGCUUACAUGACAACGCUUCAGAAGGCCGACGAGCUGUGGUCGAAGAUGGAGGGCGACGUGGUGAGCACGACGAACGGAUUGCAGGAACAAUUGGACAUGAAAAUUGCGGCAAAUCAGCAACUCGCGAAUCGCGUAUGCGAACUGGAGGACACGCUCGAGAAAUGUCGGACGAGGUUGGCCACGUGCACAGCGGAACUGGAGAAGUUUCUGAGUAUCGAGAAAGUCGAAGCUACGAUAGGUCGCGACGAUGACGUUGCGAAAGUGGUAGAUAAGAAAGUUGCGGUAAGGGCUAAAGUCGUGCAUCGGCCAAUCGGCCGGGUAGACGACAUAGCCACGGUGAAGGACGACGAAGUUCUGGCGAAGGUCGAAGUUGCGGACGGGGAAGCGCUGGCGACAGUCGCCGUGACCGACGCCGACGUGGAAACUGCAUUUGUCGGGGACGAUAAGUUCGUCUCGGUCAGACCCGAUUUGGCUGAUCUCGCGGUCGAUCGCCCGGUGGAUCUCGUGCAAAUCGAGGACGCAGAAAGCGUAGUUCGACCGGAAGACCUGGAUCAUGAACAACUGAAAUUCAAAGAAGUUCAGAAAUACUUGACAAAAUUAGGCUCGCUGGAAGAGCUGUAUAAAGACGACGGUGAGCCGUGCGCACCUGAUUUUGUAUGCAACGAUGUGGUGACGUCGCCUACCGGUAUGACGGACGAGGAACUGAUUGCGCUGGGCGUGAAGCAACCUGCACCGACGAAGGAACGUGACAAAACCGUGAGUGACGAGGAAGAACGAAAGAGGCAAUUUCAAAAGGAAUUAGACACCGCUGACGCCGUUAUUGAUAAAAAAGAAAAGAGAGAAGAUGAAAUUCCUGGCGUCGAGAUCGAGAAGAGAGUUGUUGAGAAGGUGGAAAAACGGGUCGCACCUGAAAUUAUGGUAGAUGUAUCUGUUAGAGAAACUGUAACGCCACGGACAAUCAAAGAAGAAGCUGCGGAUGAUAGGUUGGUAACGAUGCCGAAAACCCGUGCGCCGGAAAUCGAGGCCGACCGGGACGUCGUGAUACAACGGGAUACGGUUCUAUCGUGGAUUGAUGCGAUCGAUACGAUUCGUACGACAGCAGCGAAACAUCCUGAGUGUCGCGAAGUGGAAAAAGAUGCUGACAUCUUAGCAGAACAAGUUGGCACAUAUGUCGGGAUAAAACCUAAAGAAGUAAAAGAGAAAAAUGCAACAAUCAUCACAGAAGCUAAAAAAAUGGAACCUGAGACAAAAAUUGAAUUCGCACCAUUUCCUGAUUCUGAAGAAACACGGGCAGAAAUAAAAGCUCCAACGGAAGCAAUAGCUGAAUCAGAAUUACUGCCUACUCUUACAAAAGAGGAAGUACCAAUUGGCAUGGAACCCCCUACGGCGGUUUCAAUGGACGAUUCUUUUCAGCCUCCUACAAUUCAUGAUAAAAAAGAUUUGAAAGACGACACGAUCCCGUUAGCUGUACUCGAGCCGCAUAAACCGGAUAUCGAAAAAAUAAAAACGGAAGAAACACGAGUCGACGAAAUCGUACGAAAUGCAAAAGAAAUUGAAGUACCUAAAAAUAAAAAUGCAGAGAAAGACGUAGCAGUCGAAGAUCUGAUAAAUAAUAAAUUAACGGUAAUUUUAGAGGAAAAUGAUAAAACGGUAAAUUCUAUAGAUAAAAAAGAAAUAUUGGUUGUUCCAAAAAUAGAAAUGAAAGAACAAGAAAUCAUAUUUAAUCAUAUAGAAAGAGAUGAAAAAAAAGAAAAAGAUAUGCUAACAGAAACAAUAGUAGAAGAUGAAAAAGUAGAUAAAGUCUUACCAGUGACAGAAAUUGAGGAAAGAGAAUUUGUAGAACAAAUCGUAGGAAAGUCGAAAGAAAUUUCACAACAGGAUGAAACUAAAAUGGCAGACAUAAAAGAAAUGAUACCACAUAUGGAAAUCAUAAGAACGAAUGAAAUUGCAGAAGUUCCGGCGGUUGCAGAAAUGGAAGAGGUAGAACAAGAUGCAGAGAAAACGACACUAGCAGUGGAUAUGGAAGAAAUAAAGCAAAUUAUACCAGAGACAAUUUUACCAACCGUGGACAUAACCGAGGUAGAAAAAUUUGAACCUGAGAAAUUUCCCAUCGUGGAUAUCGAAAAAGCACCGAAUGCAGUAGAAGAAAAAAUUAAAAUUGAAGAGCCUACACCUAUUUUGGAUGUAAAAGAGGAACCACUGCUCCUGGACGCGGUAAUGGAAAAAAAAGUUGAAAUCGAAAAACCUGUACUAAUAAAAGAAGAGAUUGAAGUCGCAGAAUUGUUACCGGUUGCGAAAAUGGCGGAAAGAGAAGAAAUUGUAAUCGCAGAAUUGCCACCAAUCGAGGAUGUAGAAAAAAAAGAAAAAAUUGAAGCCAUAGAGUUGCCACCGAUUUUAGAUACAGUAAGAGAAGAAAAAAUUGAAGCAGUAGAAUCAAUACCACUUACGGAUGCAGUAACAGAAGAAAAGAUUGAAAUAAUUCAGCCCAUACCACCAUUAACAAUAAAAAGAGAAAUGGAGAAGGAGGAG
Molecule: messenger RNA, 4356 nt
Organism: Wasmannia auropunctata (little fire ant)
Lineage: Eukaryota; Metazoa; Arthropoda; Insecta; Hymenoptera; Formicidae
Product: DNA ligase 1-like
Exons: 6
Source: RefSeq, a predicted model, not a curated record